AUGCUGUUACAGGAACAAGUAUCAUUCAAAGAUGUGUGUGUAGACUUUACCCAGGAAGAAUGGUAUCUACUGAAUCCUGCUCAGAAAAUACUCUACAGAGAUGUGACACUGGAAAAUUAUAGCCACAUUGUCUCAGUAGGAUGUUGUGUCACUAAGCCAGAGGUGAUCUUCAGGAUAGAGCAAGGAGAAGAGCCCUGGACAUUAGAAGAGGGAGUCUCAAGCCUACACAAUUCAGAAGCCUGGAAAGUUGAUGGCCUGAUAGAGCAAAGCCAGGAUAAUGAAGAUGAACAUUUCUUGCAGUUUAUAUUAAACAACAACAAAAUAUUAAGUAGAGAAAAUGGCACAAGAGCAGUGAAAAUGUUCCACAAAGGUAUAGACUGUGUUCCUUCAAGAAAUAGCCCUUAUAGAAUAUGUGGCUCUUGUGAAAUAAGUUUAAAGGAUAUUUCAGGCUUUAUUAGUAGUAAAAAGGGUUUUUCAGGGAAGAAACCUGAUCAGUUCAAUGCAUGUGAGAAAUUUCUUGAUAAUAGGCAUGAAAAAAUGCCUAUUGGAGAGAAAUCUUAUAUUCAAGACAGUAAUAUUCUCAGUGAAAAUGAGACUCUUACUCAUUCAAUUUUUAACCAGCAUUUUGAGUAUAAUAAAAAGGAGAAAAACUUUAAUGAAGAUGCAGAUUUUACAAGUAAGAGAGAGAAAAUAGGAGAGACACUCACUGAAUAUAAUACAUGUCGAAAAGUUUUCAUCCAAAGUUUAGACCUCAGUAUAUCUCAGCGAACAAAUUUGGAAAUGGAGCCAUAUGAAUGCAGUAUAUGUGGGAAACUCUUCUAUAUGGAUUUAAGAUUUGGACAUCAGCCAAGCCUUACAGCGGUUAAUCCUUAUAAAUACAGUGAAUAUGGUGAAAUACUGUAUGGUAGUUCAAUUUUCAUUGUUCAUCAAGGAGCUUACACAGGAAAGAUUCACUCUGAAUACAAGGUAUGUGACAAAACUUGGGAGCAUUCACCCCUCUUUAAACACCAGGUAAUACAAAUGGAGGAAAAGAAUUGUGAAUACAAUGAAAACAGAAAUAACUUCUACAAGAAAUCACAUGUCACCCAACUUCGGAGAACUCACUUAGGAGAAAAAACCUUUGAAUGUGGUGAAUGUGGGAAAACUUUCUGGGAGAAGUCUAAUCUCACACAACACCAGAGAACACACACAGGAGAGAAACCUUAUGAAUGUACUGAAUGUGGGAAAUCAUUUUGCCAGAAACCACACCUUACCAACCACCAGCGAACACAUACAGGGGAAAAGCCCUAUGAAUGUAAGCAGUGUGGGAAAACGUUCUGUGUGAAGUCAAACCUAACUGAACAUCAGAGAACACACACAGGGGAGAAACCCUAUGUGUGUAAUGCAUGUGGGAAGUCUUUCUGCCAUAGAUCAGCUCUAACAGUACACCAGAGGACACAUACAGGUGAGAAACCCUUCUUAUGCAGUGAAUGCGGAAAAUCCUUCUGUGUGAAGUCAAACCUCAUUGUACAUCAAAGAACUCACACUGGGGAAAAACCCUAUAAGUGUAAUGAGUGUGGAAAAAACUUCUGUGAGAAAUCAGCUCUCACUAAACAUCAAAGAACUCACACAGGAGAGAAGCCCUAUGCAUGUAAUGAAUGUGGGAAAACCUUUAGCCAGAGGUCAGUACUCACCAAACAUCAGAGGAUUCAUGCGCGGGGGAAAACAGUUUCUACAUCCUGA
Molecule: messenger RNA, 1722 nt
Organism: Elephantulus edwardii (Cape elephant shrew)
Lineage: Eukaryota; Metazoa; Chordata; Mammalia; Macroscelidea; Macroscelididae
Product: zinc finger protein 248-like
Exons: 3
Coding region: 1-1722 (573 amino acids)
Biological process (GO): negative regulation of transcription by RNA polymerase II
Molecular function (GO): DNA-binding transcription repressor activity, RNA polymerase II-specific
Source: RefSeq, a predicted model, not a curated record